ACCUGCAGCCACUUGUUCACAUGGUUUCGAGGCACAAUGAGGCAUGCUGGCUCUUGGAAACUUUGGCUCUGGAUGGCAAUGCUUCUGCUUCCUGCUUCCACUUCCGUGACGGUCAGGGACAAGUCAGAAAAACAGUGUCCUGUACUGAGAACAGAGGGACAUCAGUUUCCACAGGACAACAGAGAUAAACUUGAAGUUUCAGGUUUUGACCUAGGAGAGAGCUUUUCUCUGAGACGUGCAUUUUGUGAAGGUGAUAAAACCUGUUUCAAAUUGGGAAGUGCAUUUCUUUUUAGAGAUACCAUUAAGAUAUUUCCCAAAGGCCUUCCUGACGAGUACGCCAUAGCAGCUGUGUUUCGUGUGCGCAGAAGCACCAAAAAGGAACGGUGGUUCCUGUGGCAGGUGUUAAACCUGCAGAAUCUGCCACAGAUUUCUAUAGUCGUUGAUGGUGGAAAGAAAGUGGUGGAAUUUAUGUUCCGAGCUGCUGAGGGAGAUGUGUUGAACUACAUUUUUAAAAAUCGAGAACUCCGUCCUUUGUUUGAUCGUCAGUGGCAUAAACUUGGCAUUGGUAUACAAUCCCGGGGCAUUUCACUCUAUAUGGAUUGUAAUUUAAUUGCAAGCCGUUAUAUAGAUGAAAAGAACGCUGUGGACCUUCGUGGAAGGACUGUUAUUGCUGCACGAGCUUCCGAUGGCAAGCCUGUGGAUAUUGAACUUCAUCAACUUAAAAUCUACUGUAACUCAAACUUCAUAGCCCAAGAAACAUGCUGCGAAAUAUCAGAUGCUAAGUGUCCAGAUUAUGAUGGCUUUGGAAGCACCGCAUCAUCACUGUUACCCGCUCAUGCCAGUAAACUGUCUGCCUAUCUUCCAGCAAAGGAGGGACUUCAAGACCGGUGCCAGUGCAUUCCAAACAAGGGAGAAGCAGGUUUUCCAGGAACUCCAGGCUCACCUGGUCAGAAAGGGGAUAAAGGAGAACCGGGUUCAGGUGGUAUUAAAGGUGAAUUUGGUGCUCCUGGAAUUCCUGGGGAAAAGGGUGAAAAUGGUUUGCAUGGAGUUCCAGGCUUACCUGGUCAAAAGGGAGAGCAAGGUUUUGAAGGCAGCAAAGGAGAAAUUGGUGAAAAGGGUGAACCAGGAGAAAAAGGAGAUCCAGGUCUGGCUGGCAUUAAUGGACAAAAUGGUUUGAAAGGUGACUUGGGUCCUCGGGGCCCCCCUGGCCCAAAAGGAGAAAAGGGAGAUACAGGACCUCCAGGACCACCAGCCUUAACUGGUUCCCUGGGGAUACAAGGCCCACAAGGUCCACCUGGAAAAGAAGGUCAGAGGGGAAGACGAGGAAAAACAGGUCCUCCAGGAAAACCAGGCCCCCCAGGACCGCCCGGACCUCCUGGAAUACAAGGAGUACAACAGACUCUUGGAUAUCAUAACGAUGGAAACCUUGGUGAAUAUGGAGCUGGUGGCCCAAAAGGAGAGAAGGGUGAAGCUGGACAACCGGGAUUUCCAGGGUCCAUUGGCCCUAAAGGUCAAAAAGGAGAAUCUGGGGAAGCUUUUACAAAAGGUGAAAAGGGAGAUAGAGGAGAACCUGGGAUAAUGGGAUCACAGGGAAUAAAGGGCGAACCUGGAGAUCCUGGUGCCCCCGGCUUAAUAGGAAGUCCAGGACUAAAGGGUCAGCAAGGACCUGAAGGCUCUAUGGGACCCAGAGGACCACCAGGAGAUAUUGGAUUGCCAGGAGAACAUGGUAUCCCAGGAAAGCAAGGCAUUAAAGGAGAAAAGGGAGAUCCAGGUGGGAUUAUAGGCCCUCCUGGGCUUCCAGGUCCCAAAGGUGAGGCUGGUCCUCCAGGGAAAAGCCUGCCAGGGGAACCAGGAUUAGAUGGAAAUCCUGGAGCACCUGGUCCACGUGGGCCAAAGGGUGAACGAGGACUCCCAGGUGUCCAUGGUUCCCCAGGUGACAGAGGUCCCCCAGGGCUGGGAGUUCCUGGCCCAACAGGCUCGCAAGGACCAGCUGGAGAGCCAGGUAUUCAGGGUCCUCGAGGUCUCCCUGGAUUGCCAGGAACUCCAGGGACUCCAGGGAAUGAUGGAGCUCCAGGGAGGGAUGGAAAGCCAGGUCUGCCAGGCCCCCCAGGUGACCCGAUUGCACUUCCUCUCUUGGGAGACAUCGGUGUCUUGCUCAAGAACUUCUGUGGCAACUGCCAAGCCAGUGUCCCUGGGCUGAAAAGCCACAAAGGAGAAGAAAUAGGCGCUGGUGAGCCUGGAAAGUAUGAUUCUAUCACCCAGAAGGGUGAUACAGGACCACGGGGUCCCCCAGGAAUCCCAGGCAGAGAGGGACCAAAGGGAAGCAAAGGAGAGCGGGGCUACCCUGGGAUACCUGGAGACAAAGGUGACGAGGGUCUUCAAGGAAUUCCAGGCCUUCCAGGUGCUCCAGGCCCCACUGGACCCCCUGGCUUGUUAGGAAGAACUGGACAUCCUGGCCCCAUGGGAAUAAAGGGUGACAAGGGCAGUGAGGGACCCCCUGGGAGACCCGGACCACCUGGACCGCCUGGUGUACCAUUCAAUGAAGGAAAUGGAAUGAGCAGUUUAUAUAAAAUCCAGGGAGGUGUGAAUGUUCCCAGUUUUCCAGGCCCCCCUGGCCCCCCUGGCCCAAAAGGAGACCCUGGCCCAGUGGGAGAACCUGGUGCAAUGGGGUUGCCAGGACUAGAAGGAUUUCCAGGUAUAAAGGGAGAUCGGGGCCCAGCAGGUCCCCCAGGAAUAGCCGGAAUAUCGGGAAAACCUGGAGCCCCAGGGCCUCCCGGAGUUCCAGGGGAACCGGGUGACAGAGGACCUGUUGGAGAUAUAGGUUUCCCUGGACCAGAAGGACCCUCAGGAAGGCCAGGAAUAAAUGGAAAAGAUGGAUUACCAGGUGCUCAGGGUAUCAUGGGUAAACCUGGAGAUAGAGGCCCCAAAGGAGAACGUGGUGAUCAGGGAAUUCCAGGAGACAGAGGCCCACAAGGUGAACAGGGAAAACCAGGCCUUCCAGGCAUGAAGGGAGCCAUAGGUCCUGUGGGGCCACCAGGAAACAAGGGCUCCACGGGAUCCCCCGGGCACCAAGGCCCUCCCGGCAAUCCAGGCAUCCCAGGUACUCCGGCUGAUGCGGUUUCAUUUGAAGAAAUAAAGAAAUACAUUAAUCAAGAGGUUCUAAGGAUUUUUGAAGAGAGGAUGGCUGUGUUCCUAUCUCAGCUCAAGCUGCCAGCAGCAAUGUUGGCUGCUCAAGCUCACGGGAGGCCUGGUCCACCAGGAAAGGAUGGAUUACCUGGGCCACCAGGAGACCCUGGACCUCAAGGCUACCGAGGACAGAAAGGAGAAAGAGGGGAGCCUGGAAUUGGGCUUCCAGGGAGCCCGGGUCUUCCUGGGACUUCAGCUCCGGGUUUGCCAGGCUCACCAGGUGCCCCAGGUCCCCAGGGCCCCCCAGGACCUAGUGGAAGAUGUAAUCCAGAAGAUUGCUUCUAUCCUGUGUCUCAUGCCCGUCAGCGGACAGGUGGGAAAUAAACACACCUGAGGAAGACUUGGCAUUGGAGCUAUCGUAAUACUGUCAAACCCUCAUGAUAUAUGGGUGGCUUUUUUUAUUUGUUUUUGGUAGGCCAGACAUUAAAAACAAUCGGAAUCCUAUUCUUAUAGUAAUUGGGAUAUCAGCAUUUUUAGCUUUUCCCAAAUUCAUUCCAUAUGUUUUGCUUCACCACUGCUAUGAUUUUCAUUCAGGAUCUUCUAUGAAAAACACAAGCAAAUCUUGUCAUUAGUUCUUCUUCUAGAUGAAAUUACAUCUUAUGAUUUAGUAGGCUGAUGGUGAUGUACAUUUUCUAGUCUCAUCAACUUGUAUUUGGCCUUUGAUUUCUGAAUUUUAAAGUUUCAGACUUAAAGUUUUCUUGGGGCUUACAUUUACCAUCAUUGCUAAAGAUUUCAACUUUUUUGACAUACUGCAUUGCUUCUGCUCAGUGUUUUUUGACUACGUUUUGUAGCCAAAGAAUACUUGUACCACCUUAUAUCCAUCCUGCUUAUGUGGAGAAAUAGGUAGGCGAUAAGAGCUUCACUUCAUAACUCAUUUUGGAAGAAACCCAGGAGGCUAUUUUAUCAGGGAGCUCAAAACCUACCAUAGCCAACUACUGAAAUGAUUUUGUUAAUUCUGUAUAAUGAGCUCAGUUCAAAGCAAUCACCACUGGCAUGAAUCCGUACUGCAUGAAAAGAGGGGAACAAAGUCCAAUUGUACAAGAGUUCCACAAGAAAAGCCCAACACUGCAGUCUCUUCACUGAGUUUCUCAUUUGGGAAACAAAAGGCUGUUUUCCCUAAGAGGUGUUUGAUGGUGAAGGCAUCAAGCUGUCUUUGGUACCUUUGAAGCUAAAUGGCCUAGCAAGGUCUUUGGGCCCUUGUAUCCAUUAUCGGUUCCAACCGGAUCAUUCUCAGAUUUUAAGACAAGAACUGGCCAUCAGAACAAAGGACGGGAUUUGUGGCACUUGGGAAAGAAACCCCUUGGCCUAGAGGAUGAUUGUGUGGUGUCUGCAGAUGUGUAUUGAGGAGGUGAUGCCCAGAAGCUCUUAUGGAGAAACUGUUCUCCAGAGGCUGCGGAAAGAGGUACAGGGCGGCAAAGGAAAGCCAUGGGACCGGAUAUGCAAGUAGCACUCAGACCAAAGAGUUAGCAGUAACUUCAGGGGAAACAACAGGCACUGUAAAGACCAUGUCCUCUGACAGGGAAUGACGGUACAGUGAUCACCAACCCAGAUACUUACUGAAUGCUAUUUUUAUUGCCUAGUCGUCCAUUAUUUUGAGAGGCUGAAGACAACUGAUUUUCUAAAACAUUGGACAUGAGGAUGUUGCCGAAAUCUAAGUAGUGGGUCCCACAGAUGCUGUGAGCAGGAUACCCAGAGUCCUCCUGCCACAGAAAUGAGGCCCCAUCUCUUCAAACAGCAGUGCAGAUUCCAGUUUGGCUAAAACAGGCUAGAAUGGUUGCUUUUACGUAUUAAUUGAAAAAUGAAUUUAGAAAGGUGAGCCCACUGAAAUUGGAAAAAGCUGUGAACGGGGUUGUGUAGGGAGGCUUUUGUUCAAAUGCACCCAUGAUUUGAACUGGUUUUCGUUAUAGAUGAACGAACCGCUGGUCAGGCCCUGUCUACAUGGCUGUGCGUACAUACAGCCUUCUAGCUAUUUCGUAUCGAAUUAUGUUGUAUAUUUAAAUCCCAAGUUUGUUUCUUUUAUUCUCUGAGGUUAUUUUAUUUAUUUCAAAUGCGUUUAACUUUAAAUUGAUUUUCUUCUUCAUUUUCUUUCCUGUGCAAUACCUACAAUGGUGCUGUGUUUUAGACUUACACAAUUGGAAUAUACAUUUGCAUUUUCUUAGUAAAAUGAUACUUUAUCCCUCCAAAAAAUGUAUACAGACCCAAAAUCUGGUGCUAUGUGUAUAUCUUGAGCUUUUAAUUUGUUGAACUUUAAUUUUUUGAAUUUUCUAAAAGCUUACAACUCCUCUGCCGCUCCUUAAUGUACUUGAAUUUGUCAUGAAGCUACACAUUUUAUAUGUUUUCAAGGAUUAUUUUUUCACAUUGAUUAAUAGGUUGUUUAUCCUUUUGCCUCUUUGCUAAUCCAGAAGUACUUAUUUUAGUGUUUUCAUGUCUUCAUGAACUUUUUUUUGCUGAUGGUGAUCAAUGUAUUUUUCUUUGUUUUCUCUGAGUCUAACAUAUGCGUAAAAAGACUCAGUUCAUUUUCUUGUUUUAUAAAUUCUGUUCAUUUUUAUUCCACAGAAUAUGUCAUGCAUCCUUUCUUACAAAUUGUAUAUUUAGGAACCUUUCUUUUUUUAAGUUCCGUUAAUGCUGAGCUGAUUUAUUCCUGUUUCAAGAAUUUGGAUUUAUUCAGGUGGUUUAAGGGGUAUGGGGAAUGUCAUGUCAUAUGAUGCAUAUUACAAAGUAGAGUUCAUUGAUUCAAGCCCAUUUUUUUUAUAACUGCUGCAUGACUUAAUCUACCUUUGGCAUAAGUAGAGAAAUGGGACUGUGUCCACAUGGAACGAGCCCCUCUCACCCUACCGUAUCAUUUACCUGCCAACGCCUGUUCUUGUCUCACAUGAUCUGCAACCAAGAGUGACGAGAAUGGCUGGGCCCAGCUAAUACACCAAAUGAAGUGGACAUAUGGCAAUUGCCUAAUUCCCUUAAUAUUAAUAAAGUGGAUAAUUAAGGCCUCAAAGUAGGGUGGGAAAUUUUCCCCUAAAUAACUUGGUGGUUGCAAACUCUCUUACAUCAUUAUAUUCCAUUCCAAAGCAUUUGUUAUUUGUUUACUUUCAGAAGAUGUCAGUAGUGUCCACAGCAGGGAAGAAGAAUUACCAGAUGUCCUGAAUUAGCUCUUGUUUAGACUCCAGAGUAAUUAUAGGUCAUGAUGACAGUUAGUAAUUAAAACUGGGUUUGCUCUAUAUAAGUUAUGUUUGGAUUCCAGUGUAACAUUUUAUACCAAGAUCAGUUAACACUUUCAGAUAGAAAUCUUUCCAUGCAAAGAACAAGAUAUGAUUUCAAUUAAUAUUCAUAGCCUUUGGAAUCUAAAGAAAAAGGAAGAAUGAUUCAUGAGUGUGUUCAUUGUUCCUUCCUAUUGAGGACAUUAACUAUUUUUUACUAACCAUAAGAGAAACACAGCCAGUCUUAACCUUUGAAAUCUUUCACCAUGUGAUCACAGUAAUUUAAUGACUUUAACCCCAUAUGCUUAUUUCUCUAUUUCAUGAUGUUGUUGAAAUACAAUUUUUGUCAUUUAUUGUAGAGAUUAAGUAAUUUUCUUAAGAUAUGUUGUAAAAAAUGUCAUUUGAUGUUUGGAUUAUAAAAUAUUUUUUUAUGAAUAUGUUUUAGGAGUUAAAUAAGAUUUAGCUUUUCUGCAGUCUUUCUCAUCUGUUGAAAACCUGUGAUAUACCUCCUUUUGUCCACAAGAUGGUGUUUAAAGCAGUUUGAAUCAGAAGAACUGAACAGACUUGCAGAAAUACAAGGCUAGAAACAGUUUAGUGGACAACUGAAUCAGACCCUUGCCUUUGCACUUGAUUUUUCUUUACUUUUGUAAAUAAUUUCUUAUUAAUUUGUGUUUUGUUCAUUUGUUUUGUUAAUUUAUAUUCUUCCUCAUUUUAAGUAUCUUUAUGAAGAAGGCACAAUAACUUUUGACUCCUUGGCUAUUUAGAUUUUGUUUCUUAAGUGGAUUUACAUACCUGGUUAACUUGCAACUUUACUAUUUGUAACUUUAGUUUGUAUUCUACCCUCAUAUUUUAGUGAUUAACAUGAAAACACCUAAAUACCCAUCCUACUUUUUAGAUAGAAUACUCUCUUUUGACAGAAGUAAAAAGCAUUUAGCUUAUCACGAGAAGUAGACCAUUUAUAAAAUUACACAACGUCUGAAUCUCCUUAUCAUUCAAGGUACUUAACAUUUUUUAAUUUAACAAUUAGAGUUGUAUAAUGUUUAUAUUUUUCUAGAAAUAUAUCCCUAUUUACAAAAGAUAAGGAAUGCUAUUUUUCAAAUUACCAUUUUAAUUUUCCUAAACACUAGUAAUAAUACCCUGAGACUGAGAAUUUCUAGGUUAAAUUAUGUGCUCAAGUUUUUUCAGUGAAUUCUCAGAAUAUUUUGAAGAUUAGUUCAUUGCUUUUGUUCUUAAUUUUUUUUUUUCACAUUGCCUGUGCUCACCUUCUUAAGACAUACAAGUGUUUAUUGUUCUCGCUUCCCAAUGUUCUUUUUUAGUACUUUAGUGUUAAGGGGUAUACUCCCUCCCCUUACCUCUAUUAUACCUUUUCCUCUCACAGAGACUACCCAGGCUUCUAAGAGGAGGAAAUGAGGAAAAGAAUUGAAUUUGUAUCUUUUAUGCCUUGGUACUUCUAAGUGACUUAGCCCGUUGAAUUCAUUUACUAGUUGGCUGGCAGUGGGAGCAUUAAUUUUUUUUUUUUUUAAUUACUAACAGACUCAGGAAACAAGACACAUGGAUGUCUUCAGUUUUACUGUGUGCUGUAGCUGGAGCUAUAAUCAAACAUUUUACUCGACAAAAUCAUGCUAGACUAACUGGUCAGUUUAAACUGAGUGAAGAACCAGUUGAGCACCGAAAAAAACUCACUCAGACAAGCAGACCCAGAACAGCAAAAAUUUACCUCAUAGAUAGGUCAGGUUUAUAAAACCAAAGCUAAGUCUAAGAAAAUUAAAUGGAAAAACUUUCAUGUUCAGAUAAUAGAAGAUUGAGUGAUACAUGGUACAACUCAAGGAGUUAGCUACUUGCUUCACGAAUUUGUCAAAAGUGAAUUCUAAUAAAGUAGGAGAUUUCAUUACACUUAUGGGGUAGUUCAAUGAGAAUUAAGUUUAUCAGACGGGUGUGUGCCAUUUGACCAUAAUAAGCUUAUGGGUGUAAAGAUGCUAAUUAACUUACAAUUUUUUUUUAUUUUUCAUUUUGCUGUAUUAUUUAAAGUAUAUUUUAGGGAUAAAUAUUUUUCAAUGUAUUAAUUGUAUUUAAAUUCAGAUUGUCUUAUGGCAUAUUUUAUAACUAUUUAUUUUUAAAAUACUAUUUAGGGUAUAUUUGUUCCCCAUUUUGUUCUCUAGCUUACCUCAUCCAACUAUUUAAGAUUUCAUUUGACAUAUUCAAGUUAAGUGGAAUGGCACCAGUUUCAUUCCAAAUCCCACUUGGAUAUAAUGCUUUGAGGCCUUGAUUCCUAUAUGUUCAUGAUACCUAAUGAGCUUUUCGCUUAUCUUAGCAAUAAACGAUUUGACCCUAAAUCAGGGAAUUCUAAGGUGCAGUUAUUAACAUCAUUUCUACUCUUCCCCACUUCUUGUGGCUGAAGCUCCAUACCUCAGCUCCAUUCUGCUAGGUCUCAACCACAUGGAUGCCCCCAAAAAGCACUUACAUACCAAGUGUGAGCCACACAGAUGUCCAGGGAACCUGUAAUUGAACUAUUGCAGGGCUCAUGUUUAUACCAUGCUAGAAAUUAUGCUUUUGUUUGUCAUAAGAACCAGUGCUUUGCUCACAAUAAUUAGGUUUAUUACCCAUCUCCCUGGCAGCUCAUAAAAAGCCUGGUCUAAUGAUUGUGAAUAAGAAUAAUAAGCAGAAACAAGUCAGAGAGCAAUCCGUCCUUUGCAGCUUUUGUCCCACAAAGUGAUCUUCUCACUAAAAUCACUUAAGACUCAUUGAUAUAGAGGGGUCUGAGAAAGAUAAGAAAUAUCACGGUUAACUUUUAUGACAAAUAUAAGCUCUUACAUCAUUAGUGAUAAGGCAAUAGGCAAUAAGUUAAAUACAUAGCAUGUUUCCUCAACAGAGAUUAAUCACAUCAAAAUAUGCCAGUGGAUUUUUAUGUUUGCUUAGACUGGAAAAUGAUUUACAUAGUUCUUAACUAUUCUCGCCUUCAGGUCCCCUUAUGACGUAAUAAAUUAACCAGGUGCUCUCUAAGGAAUAUUCUUAAGUCUUUUGACAUACACAUUUUCAACCUGGAGGACAAAGACAAAUUCAAAUAAAUGUUGAAAAGAAAGGUAGUUUCUUGAACCCAAUUGCCCUCAUUUGUUCUCUCUCUCUCUGUAGUUAUUUUUAGAAAACUUGAGAGUAAGAUGUAAAAGCAUGUUAAGGAGAAAGUUAACAUGGGUUGCCAUUUAUUAAGACUAAAAAUAUGAUCAGUGUCCUCUUUCUGAUGUCUGGAUCUAACAAAUAUGUUACACUUCCCCUAGUUAAUCAUUUAAAGAGUAUUUGAGCAUGUGUAUUUAUAGUCAUACAUUACAAUGGAUAACCAAUUUUGAUUUAAUAUUUACUGAAUUAUAUGCAUUUAAUACUGUCAUGUCCCAGAUCAUAAGCUCACUAAAAAAGAUGAAGUACACAAUUGAAAAGCAUUUGUUUUACUCAGUGAAACAAAAGGACUCGACCUAUAUUACUGAGCACAAAUAUUCUUUAUUAAAGAUAUUUAAAACCAUUUAUGUCCAUUGCAAAAUUUGUAAAUGGCAAAAUCACUAGUUUGCUAAUUUUUUCUUAUUAGUACAUUUUCACUCUUUUUGUCAGUACUAACAGAAAAAAAAGCAAUUCUCUUGGUAUUUGGUAUAAUUUUAUGUAUUUUUAGUGAUCUUCUCCCUAUUUUGGUUUAUUUUAAAAUUCAGGGAUAUUAUAUGUCAGAAACUGUCAUAGCCAAAAAAUCAAAUAAUAGAGGUGAUCUUCAAAACUAGGGAUCUAUAUUAGCUUAUUUCAGGUGGCAAAUAAAUCAGAUCUUACUAAUGAUGUUUAAGCAUAGCAAUAUUUGUUUAGACAGAUUGACAUAUAAAGUGCCUAUAAUCGAAUCAAUCACAUAACUCAUAUGACUACUCAUUCAUAUUCUUCUGCUACUCAGAAGUCACUUAUCCCAAACCAUGCCAGUGAAUUUAUGUGCUCAGUCAACCUGGAAAGUGAUUUCCAUAGUUCUUAACCAACCUGUCAGGUAUUGGGGAUGAAAAUCAUAUCAUAAUGCCAUAGAAGCACUGACUAGAAUUAAAUCAGAAAUCACUUGCCCUUGAGUAACAUGCCAGUUUGCAACCAACCUUAAUUAUUCACAGACUCUUCUCUCAGUGAGUGCUCUAGGUGACACUUCACCCAACUUUUAAAAAUAUCUCAAAGAGGCUUGGAAAUUUCUAUUUUGCUAGAGAGAGCUAUUUGGCUUAAUUAAAUAUUUAUCAACUCUAACUUUCAUAGAAUUUGCUGGAUGCUUUUCUUUGCAAUUUCUCAGACAAGUAUUUACUGCUUCUGUAAACUAUUUCACUUAACUGAAUUUACAAUGGAUUGUUCCCACCAUUUGGAAUGUGCUAGUUUUGCAUAAUCUAUUUGUUAAGUGGUUGUUUCCAGUAUCGCUUGUGGUAUCUGUGGAGCUUGUUGUACAGCCUUUUAUAUAUCAAGUUUGUAAAAACAGUUGAAUGAUCUGCUCUUUGAAAUUUUAUUUUUUAAAAAUUUUCUUAUGAAUACAAUAUUAUAGAACUGAGGAACAUAUUUAUUUGGUUAUCUAAUUUUUCUUUUGUUGUAUUUAAUUACAUCACUCUGGUUAAAAUAAAACAAUCUUUGUGAAAAGACAAGGCAACUUCUUUGCAUUUAUUUGAUUAGAUGUUGCAGUACCUCAAAAGGUUUGCCAUGUAUAUGAAGAUGAUUUUAAGUAAUUAUAACAGAUAUCUCUAUUUCCAAAAAUUAUUUAUUCCAC
Molecule: messenger RNA, 11133 nt
Organism: Acinonyx jubatus (cheetah)
Lineage: Eukaryota; Metazoa; Chordata; Mammalia; Carnivora; Felidae
Gene: COL19A1
Product: collagen type XIX alpha 1 chain
Exons: 51
Coding region: 37-3510 (1157 amino acids)
Source: RefSeq, a predicted model, not a curated record